AUGCUCAACAUUAUCAUAUUAGUCCUCCUUGCACCAUGGUUCACGUUUGUUCAUGGCCAUAGUGAGUUGAAAGCUGCUAAAGUAGCAAGAAAAAUGGUAUACUCGGAAUCACUUUUACAUUUCAACUCCUUGACUUCAUUUGGGCUGCCUGUUUCAAUGGUCGAAUAUUACAUUUCAUCUGAUGGUUGCCAUGACGUUGAAGGACUUUCCAAUAACGGCAACCCGAUAUUACUACUGAGUCAGAUGAGCACGUCAUAUAAAAAUUUCGAUUCCGGCCGAAAUGUUACAAUGACGAUUGAAAAGCGUUCUUUGAACCCAUUUGAAACUCCUAUGUCAAGUCCAAGAGGCUAUUUUGUUGGCACAUUGACAAAGUUGGAUCUAGACCCCGCAAACGAAAAGAAACUAGCUAAACAUUUUGUCCAUCGGCAUCCAGAUGCGAAACAUUGGUUGCCACAUGACGAUGAGACACAUGUUCAUGAUACUCUUUGGUUAGAAUUUGAUGUGAAAAACGUUUAUUUUGUGGGAGGAUUUGGCAGUAAUAGCUAUAUUGGUAAUAUAUCAGGAGAUGCAUAUCACCAAAAACUUAGCCAUUGUCAUGAGGAGAAAAAUGAGCCAGGAUACGGUUUGAUCCAAUCACUCAAGAUAUGGGCAAAAGUGUUGUUCACGGAAUACUAA
Messenger RNA from Zygotorulaspora mrakii, 675 nucleotides. RefSeq lists its product as uncharacterized. The record is from RefSeq and is a predicted model, not a curated record. The transcript has a single exon. Lineage: Eukaryota; Fungi; Ascomycota; Saccharomycetes; Saccharomycetales; Saccharomycetaceae. The coding region runs from base 1 to 675 and encodes 224 amino acids.